Messenger RNA from Phanerochaete carnosa HHB-10118-sp, 840 nucleotides. RefSeq lists its product as uncharacterized. Lineage: Eukaryota; Fungi; Basidiomycota; Agaricomycetes; Polyporales; Phanerochaetaceae. The record is from RefSeq and is a predicted model, not a curated record. The transcript has a single exon. The coding region runs from base 24 to 392 and encodes 122 amino acids.
CCCGCGUCUCUCUCGUCUCCCCCAUGUCUGCUCAGGCUUAUUACCCCCCGCAGACGUACAGCAAUUACAGCCAGCAGUACCAAGGCUAUGCACAACAGUCAACACAGUACCCCGCACAGUACCAGCAGGCUGCACCAGGCCAGGGCCAGCCCUCACCAUUCCCAUACACACCAAGCUUAAACUCGCCCACCGUGAAAACGCCUGGCUCGCCACCACCGGAACCAAUAGCUGCACCCGACCUCGCAGAAGUUACCGAGGAUGUAGCGUCAAAGGCAAUGCAGAGGCUUAUAUCAUCAGAGCUGCAACACGCAGGAUUUAACUCUGCUUCCCAUGCCGCCCUCCGCCGGCUGGAACAAGAAACUACAGCUUGUCCGUUCCCCUGGUCUUUAUGAUGCUGAUGCGCAUUGUGCUAAGCAAGUGUAGUUGUAGAAGAAAUCUUCCGUCGCGCCCAUGACUAUGCCAACCACGCGAACCGAGCGCGUCCUAUUGCUACGGAUAUCAUGAACGCAUGCAAGGAGUUCUAUGGGAUAGAGACUAAGCACUUGCAUCGUAUCGAGCUGAUGUCGCGCAAACGGAGGCAAGGUGAGUGUAUCUGAUCUGUGGAAGAGUGCAGGGACCUUCAACGACCCGAAUAAUAGAGCAUUCAGAGCCAGAACCCCCCACCCUCAUACCUCCACCCUCUCGUUCCCCUUCCCCGGAACUUCUGGAAUCAGACGAUGAGGGCAUGGGGCCUGUCAUGCCAGCUACGCUUCGCCUACUUCCUCACUAUACCCCGCCAUUACCGCCGAAACAUACCUACCUGCGAACACCGGUAAGCUGCCCCCGCAUGCUUCCCAGGCU